GCUGCGUGCGUGCCCCGGAAGCGGAAGCUAAGGCCCGUUUCCGGGCGGCUGAUUCGAGGACAUGUUUUGUUACAAGCGGAGACUGUGAAAAGCUCCCUCAGGUGAGCUAUGCCGUCUGAGGGUCGCUGCUGGGAGACUCUGCAGGCGCUGCGCAGUUCCGACAAAGGUCGACUCAGCUACCACCGCGACUGGCUGCUGCGGGGCGAGGAUGUUUUGGAAGAAUGUCUGUCUCUUCCCAAGCUGUCUUCCUACUCUGGAUGGGUGGUAGACCAUGUCUUACCCCAAACACAAGAGAACCCACCUUCCUCUGAGACCUCAGCAUCCUCUAGGUCCACUUCCACCCUCGACCAACCUUCCUGUGUUCCCAGAUCUCCUGGCAGAACCCCUGCCUUCUCACCAUCCUCCUCAGCAACACCAGAUGGAGCCGAGGGCAAACAUGAGUCCCAGCAUACAGAGCCUAUGGUACUUCAGUCCUCCCGGGGGGUCAAAGUGGAAGGCUGCAUCCGAAUGUAUGAGCUGGUGCACAGGAUGAGAGGAACAGAGGGCCUGAGGCAGUGGCAGGAGGAGCAGGAGAGGAAGGUGCGAGCCCUCUCCGAGAUGGCAUCUGAACAACUGAAGCGCUUUGAUGAACGGAAGGAGCUGAAACAUCAUAAAGAAUUCCAGGACUUACGGGAAGUCAUGGAGAAGAGCUCCAGAGAAGCCUUGGGGCACCAAGAGAAGCUAAAAGCUGAGCAUCGUCACAGAGCAAAGAUUCUCAACCUGAAGCUGCGGGAGGCCGAGCAGCAGCGCCUGAAGCAGGUGGAGCAGGAACGGCUGCGGAGGGAAGAAGGCCAGGUUCGCCUGCGGAGCCUCUAUGCCCUGCAGGAGGAGGUGCUGCACCUCAACCAGCAGCUGGAUGCCUCUGAGCCGCACAAAGACGCGCUGAAGCUUGACCUGUCUGCCUUCCGGACCCGAGGCAACCAGCUGUGUGGCCUUGUCUCAGGGAUCAUUCGGGCCACGUCUGAGAACGGCUUUCCCACAGCAGAGGACCAGGCUGUGGCAGAGAGAGCCCUGCAGGAAAUGCGGGACCUCCUCACGAGCUUGCAGCAGGAGAUCGCCAAGGCCUGUGAAGCCAAGAGGAGGCAGGAUGAGGAGGCGGCCCACGAAAAGCGGCAGGAGUCAAAGAUGCAGCAGGGGCCGGAGGUCCCCAGAGAGACCCCAGCUCCCAGCCAGGGCCUAGGAGGGAAACAGAAUGAAGAUCUCCAGGUGAAGGUACAGGAUAGUACAAUGCAGUGGUACCAACAGCUUCAGGAUGCUUCUAGUCAGUGCGUGUUGGCCUUUGAGGAACUGACCAACAGCAAAGACAGUCAGGCCAAAAAGGUAAAGAUGGACCUCCAGAAGGCUGCCACCAUCCCAGUGAGCCAAAUCUCCACCAUUGCAGGCUCAAAGCUGAAGGAGAUCUUUGACAAGAUCCACAGCCUGCUCUCUGGAAAACCCGUUCAGUGUGGCGGGCGCUCCGUGUCCGUCACCCUGAACCCACAGGGCCUGGACUUUGUCCAGUACAAGCUGGCGGAGAAAUUUGUGAAACAAGGAGAGGAGGAGGUGGCCUCUCACCAUGAAGCGGCGUUCCCCAUUGCAGUUGUGGCGUCUGGAAUCUGGGAGCUCCACCCCAGAGUGGGCGACCUCAUUCUUGCUCACCUCCACAGGAAGUGUCCCUACUCUGUUCCCUUCUACCCAGCUUUCAAGGAGGGAAUGGCGUUGGAAGACUAUCAGAGGAUGCUUGGCUACCAAGUGAAGGACUCCAAAGUGGAACAGCAGGACAACUUUCUAAAACGCAUGUCUGGGAUGAUCCGACUCUACGCUGCCAUCAUCCAGCUCCGGUGGCCAUAUGGAAGCCGACAAGAGGUUCAUCCUCAUGGCUUAAAUCACGGCUGGCGCUGGUUGGCACAAAUCUUAAAUACGGAGCCCCUGUCAGAUGUGACAGCCACCCUCCUCUUUGACUUCUUGGAGGUGUGUGGAAAUGCCCUCAUGAAGCAGUACCAGGUACAGUUCUGGAAGAUGAUCCUUCUCAUCAAAGAAGACUACUUCCCCAGGAUUGAAGCCAUCACAAGCUCAGGACAGAUGGGUUCCUUCAUACGCCUCAAGCAGUUCUUAGAGAAAUGUUUGCAGCGCAAGGAGGUUCCUGUCCCCAAGGGCUUUCUGACUUCCUCCUUCUGGCGUUCCUGAUGGCCCUCCGUCACCCACCGUCACCGUUUUGUUGCAGAGGGACAAUAAUAAAGCAACUGAAAACAGCUGUAUUUGGGAGAAGUCAUGUCAGAUUUAGAAAUCCACCAAUAUAUUUGUACCUUGUGACUGGGAGAGGAGACUUUUCAGGGGUCCCAGAACCUAGCGGGUCUCUUCAAAGGCUAGAGGCUCCUUAAGGGGUCUACAUGGCAGAGUAGAUGGCAUUGGCUUUUCUUAUUUCUGAAGUAUGGUGAGAAGAGUGGUUUAGUACUUGGUCUCAUCAUUCAUUUCCCUUGUUGUCUAGUGUCUUUCAGAAAGUACAUAGUACCUUAACCAUUUAACUCUGAGCUGCAAUGAGCCCACCACUUCCACUCCAUCCUCUUCCACCGCCCUCCUGACCCCCACCAAGUCAUGCUGUCC
Molecule: messenger RNA, 2622 nt
Organism: Odobenus rosmarus divergens (Pacific walrus)
Lineage: Eukaryota; Metazoa; Chordata; Mammalia; Carnivora; Odobenidae
Gene: GLE1
Product: GLE1 RNA export mediator homolog (yeast)
Exons: 16
Coding region: 109-2205 (698 amino acids)
Biological process (GO): regulation of translational termination; regulation of translational initiation; poly(A)+ mRNA export from nucleus
Cellular component (GO): cytoplasm; nuclear pore; nuclear pore cytoplasmic filaments
Molecular function (GO): phospholipid binding; translation initiation factor binding; inositol hexakisphosphate binding
Source: RefSeq, a predicted model, not a curated record